GUGGCCGCGGCCCCGAGGGAGACCCGGGCGGGCCCCCACUCCCUGAGGACUUUCCACACCGCGAUGUCCCGGCCCGGCCUCGGGGAGCCCCGGUACAUCGCCGUGGGCUACGUGGACGACACGCAGUACGGGUGGUUGACAGCGACUCUCCGGGCCAGAGAGUGGAGCCGCGGGCGCCCUGGGCGGAGCAGACAGGGCAGGAGGAGUGGGACUGGAGGACGAAGAUCGUAAGGCAGAACAUAGUGUGGUCCCGAGCGCAGCUGGACGCCCUGCGCGGCCUCUACAACCAGAGCGAGACCGGCUCUCACACCCUCCAGAGGAUGUCUGGCUGCGACGUGGGCCCCGACGGGCAUCUCCUCCGCGCGUACAGACAGUUCGCCUACGACGGCACCGAUUACCUGGCCCUGAACGAGGACCUGCGCUCCUGGACCGCGGUGGACACGGCUGCUCAGAUCACCCGGCGCGAGUGGGAGGCCCAGGGUGAGGCAGAGAAAUUCAGGAACUUUGAGAAGGGCAAGUACUUGAGGUGGCUGCGCAGAUUCCUGGAGCACGGGAAGGAGACUCUGCAGCGCACGGAUCCCCCAAGGACACAUGUGACCCACCACCCCACCUCUGAGUAUGAGGUCACCCUGAGGUGCUGGGCCCUGGGCUUCUACCCUGCGGACAUCACCCUGACCUGGCAACGAGAUGGGGAGGACCUGACCCAGGAGAUGGAGCUGGUGGAGACCAGGCCUGGGGGAGAUGGAACCUUCCAGAAGUGGGUGGCUGUGAUGGUGCCUUCUGGAGAGGAGCAGAGAUACACGUGCCACGUGCAGCAUGAGGGGCUGCUGGAGCCCCAAGUCCUGAGAUGGGUGCCCCCUCCUCAGUCCUCCAUCCCCACCGCGGGCAUCAUUGCUGGCCUGGUUCUCCUUGGAGCUGUGCUCACUGGAGCUGCGGUGGCUGCAGCUGUGAUGUGGAGGAAGAAGCACUCAGGAGGACAAGGAGGAAGCUACACUCAGGCCGCAGGUAAGUGUGGACCGGGGUUUGAUCCCUGAGUCCCUGGGGACAGUGUAAAUGGACUCCAUGGAGGAGUCACCCUCAUCAGUCCCUGCUGUGGUCUCAUCUCUGACCAGGUUCUGUUUUGUUCUC
Talpa occidentalis (Iberian mole) is the source of this 1128-nucleotide messenger RNA. Its product is annotated as class I histocompatibility antigen, Gogo-OKO alpha chain-like. Gene Ontology annotation, molecular function: signaling receptor binding; peptide antigen binding. Gene Ontology annotation, biological process: antigen processing and presentation of endogenous peptide antigen via MHC class I via ER pathway, TAP-independent; positive regulation of T cell mediated cytotoxicity; immune response. The record is from RefSeq and is a predicted model, not a curated record. The transcript has 6 exons. Gene Ontology annotation, cellular component: external side of plasma membrane. Bases 321 to 1034 code for a protein of 237 amino acids. NCBI's taxonomy places the organism in Eukaryota, Metazoa, Chordata, Mammalia, Eulipotyphla, Talpidae.